This is a messenger RNA of Coregonus sp. 'balchen', 8740 nucleotides long. Lineage: Eukaryota; Metazoa; Chordata; Actinopteri; Salmoniformes; Salmonidae. The record is from the annotation of a GenBank genome assembly.
AGUAAUUUAACAACCUAACUUGACCUAUGUGCAAGUUAGCAUUUGUUGAUUCAAUUUAGCAAGUUCUGGUCACUGCAGGAUGCUGUUUUGAAACUGGAUGUAAAGGGUGAGUGGCCUCUAAAAUAUGUGUUUAACACUGACUUAGUGCAUUAAGAUACUUUUUAAUCUGUCUAAACUUCACUGAAUGUAUAAUUUUAUGUAAAUGGUGAUGUAUUGGUGAGGCCAUUGAAGGAAUCUGCAGAAGUCUCAUACCUUCCUGAUGUAGCAAUUGUAGAUCCGUUAACGCAGCAUUUUGACAAUGUGAAAUAAACUUACAUUAAUUUACUUAGUCCUAAUCUUCUACCGCUGUAGUGUCUUGCCAUAGUCCUUUACCUGUCCCAUGAGACCCAUCUACUCCAGCACAGCCGCCACUGUCCGUCAAUGUGUCCAAGCCGUCAGAUCCUGCACAUCUUAAUUUCACGGGCAAUGUUCCUACGGCCAGUCUUCUUAUACAUGUUCGCAUUAGAGACCUUAUUUUGCCAGUGCAAAGCAAACCAAAGCAAAAAUAUACCACUUCAUAAUUGAAAUAUCACAAUACUGAAAUUCAAAUUGUUUGAGGCACGGGAGUGUGUCAUUGUGUGAUCGCUGGACUGGAACAAAAGCCUAUGCACUCCAUGGCCCUCUAAGAAGUAAUGUCAGGAUCAAUGACUUAGCCAGCUAGUUGAGGAAUGAUUGACUUGAAAUGUAAACGGUACCGACUAAAUAUUCUCAAAAAUCCAUAAUUUACUUAAACUUUUUUAAUAAACCAGAAAAAAAACUGAUUCUGCGUUGUGACAUACCCUGUAGGACUAGGUUGGCCACUCCUUCCUUUGCUCAGCCAACGCCUGGUGCAACAAAUCAACAGUAAUCAAUUAGUAUAAUGAAAUUAAAUUGUGCAGAUUGAUAGUAUCUGCUGGACCUUUUUCACUGGGAAACAAAUGUCGUACUUCGCCAAGCCCUUGAUACGUAGUCUAAAUGAGUGUCCACAGGUGUAUUUAAUUGCCUCCUUUCACAGGGUAAUCUAACUGGGGUAAAUGUAAUUUCAUCCAACUGCAAAGGGAAUCCUCCAUGAAUGUUAUCAUUGGGGGAUUAUCCCACACCCUUGGGUUUGACAAGUAAAUUCAGGCCCAUACUGUCAAAGAGGGGGUCACAUGGAGCUAAUCUCUGAAACCCAGAACUAAUUUUAAGUAAUUGCGUCAAAUGCUCAAUUAGGUUCUGGGGGGAAAUGUAUGAAAAAAUACAUUAACAAGACAAGUAAAGUCUUCACCCUCCUAAACGGAAACUCUUUACAUGGAGCAAAUGCAUUGCAUUGCAUUACAUUUUCAGCUGCAGGUAGAACUGGAUUUCUAUGAUGGGGCAGUUUAAGGAAUGACAUUCCAUGAGAGCAACAUUACUUUUUCAAAGAUUAUUUGAAAACUUGUACUAAUGUCAUUACAGAUUCUUCCAACUCAAUGGGGUUUAUUUUAUUGCUUGAAAACACUGAAAAUCUUAGACUGGCUUUAAGAGCUGUCCUAAAUGUUGGUCAAGAUGGCAUGGCUAAGAUGGCAUGGCACUAUGCAAGGCUACUUGAUUGUUUGAUUUGUUUUCAUUCCUAUUUUGCUGAAUGAGAGAGGCAGUGGUAAGUAUAAGCAGAACUUACCGCUUAGUUGGCUAUAGCCUGGAAACCUGAUGUUUUAUUCCAUGGAAUUCUACGUCGGGCAUAAAUGAGCAUUUGGAAUCAGGAACGUUUCCUCUCAUGACCUCUACAAGCCAGAAUGUUGAAUAAAAAUAUAUUUUAACUUACUUUACUGGUUGUCCGUGUGGUUGGUCUGUUUGCAGGUAGGAAUGUGAGACAAGUAUAAUUAAAUCAACUUUUCAAAGUGCUGGGUAAUGUGUUCAGAUUUCUGUCACCUGAAGCAUGCGCAUAAGCAUGAGCCUGGCAAGUAGGCAUGCAUCACGUGCGUGUAUUUUCAUGUGUGCAUGCUUCAAUGAAAUUCAACAUUGGGUUUCCAGGCAAGGUUGGCUAUUGCUUUUAAGUCAUGUGUAGAAGGGGAGCGUUCUUGUAUCCUACCUUCUCUCCACCUUGCUGCCUGCAGGCUUGGAGAAACUAGCUGCCUAUGUGAAUGCUGCUAGGUUUUGCACUAGUAUGGGGGAUUUAUUAUUCUCCUAAUUGAUGGGAUGACUAACUUAGAAAGAAUGCAUUCUGGACUGUGCUAAUGUAGGUUGUGUCACCUGGCAAGCUGUGAUUGAUGUGAAUAGCUGUUUUAGGGGGUAAAAUGAGAUAAGGAUUUGUGUCUCCAAAUACUAGACUAUACUGGUUCUUUGUGAUCUGUGAACCAUCCUUGGCUCUUCUCACUAUGACAGGUUGUUAUGAUAAACGUAUGCCUGGAAACAGGGAUGCGCUAAGAGGCGGGGGACUAGCCUGUGCGCCAACGGAUUGGCUGAGUAAGUCUAAACCACGCUCAAGUCUCUACUCUGAUUGGCCAGCAGAGAGGUGGGAACUCUCUCUCUGUAAGAGUAUUUGAAGAACAAUCUGAAACAAUGGAUUUAGUUCUCUGAAGUGCCCUGCGAGGUAUUUCAAAGAGCCCGUAUAUACGAAACAUCAUAUUUACCAUUGAAGGUUUUUGCAUUAAUUAAAAUAACUAGUAUAUCUUAGAAGUCGUGUUGACCUCUUUUGUUCCUAAUGCCAGAUUUGAAUUGACGCAACUUUGACAAUUGCAUAGCAUUUCUUACGACAUACAUGGACAAGCCCUGAAAUUUCAUACAGAUCUAUUUUGAAAAGAAUGAAUGAAAGACAAACAUCCAACAGAUUUAGUUAAUAGAUGAAUACACAUUUGACAAAAACACUCAGAAUUGGAUAAUCGCCUGAUGAUCACCAGCGUCCGGUACAACGGUCUAUGGCCCGUGACAUGAAAGGUCAAAAGUGGUGAUGGAGUAGCGCCAUUCUCAAAUCGAACAGUAAUCUGUGCCGCACGCUCAUGCUGUCAACAUAGCAGCAUGGUGCAUCACUCAGAAACAUACAUCUCUUUUCCAUAAAAUAUAUGUUAGAAUUUUCAAACUAGCUUUCAUUGGGAAGGCAGAUAAAGCAUUUUUAUCAAAGUCAAUCACUUUUGCAUGUGAACAGAAUCCUACUCAUUACUCCACGUGCUUAACCCACUUUUUUGUUUUGAGCUGACUUCGCUGUCGGCCAGAGCAGGGCACCUGGCUCACGCCCAGGAGGCAGCCCGGUUCCAAAACAAAUGCAAUCACUUUUCACCCGGUGCAAACACCUCCCACCGGGGCCAGAUAUUCUAAUCCCCUCACUGCAUCACCUGCUUGUGUUGCCAGGCAGGCUUUGCACUCUACCAAUCAGAGUUGACAGGGUGUAAAGAGGAGGAGGGGCUGCAUGAUGUGGGUGUGUCCCAUCUUGGACUUCAACAAUAGUGUGUACAGGGAAAGUCUGUUCUCCCACUUCUAUUUGAAUUUAAUGCACUUCAUUAAUGAAGAGUUUAAUGAAAAAUGUUCCGUUUUUAAUUUGCAUCAAUCAAAUGCAUUGCAAUUAAGUAGAGUAAAACAAAAACAAACUUGUACAUGAUUGACAUUAUUUUGCUCUCUUCUCCACCACCUUUCAGGUCAAACAUGGAUGUUGCUGUCGCAGAGGAACCCCUGAGGAAAAUCUUCAGAGCAAAAAAGACUAUGAAAGUCAGUGAUCGACGGCAACUGGAAUCCCUUCACACCACUCUUUCCUCUCCAUGUUCUAUCCCAUCCCCACCUCAGCCAGCAAUGGUAAAUGGGAAGCAAUCUGAAGAUGUGUCCAUGGAAGUAGAUAAAGAAACACAUGGAGCUACACAUCCCACCACUCCUGCUCCUUCCUCCCUGACAGCCACAUCCCUAACCACUGAGACCUCUGAGGAAUCAUCAACCUCUGCAUUACUGGUUCCUUCAUCACAGAACAUACACUCUGAUGUAAAAGAUGUUCAGGAAGAUGAAGGAGAGGGGGACAAGGAGUCUACAUUACCCAGCCUCGAGGUAGAAGACAAAAUGAAUGGAGUGAUGAAGGGGGAUAGAGAUUCCAAGGAGGAUGUUAUCCCUGCCUCUCCUGUGAGUUCAGAGAAAACAGAAGCGGUAAGGGAGAAAGAGGUUGAUGAUAUGGAAAUAGACCUGGUACCAGGUACCACUCAGGACACAAUGCCCAUAUUGAACCCUGCCUCCUCCCUCCUCCUGUCCCCCAACACGGCUGUAGAGUCUGUCUCUUCCCCCUCCCUCUCCCCAUCAUACACGGCAGAGUCUGACCAGGAGGUCAGGCCAGGAUUCCUGGUGCUUAGUGAUGAUGACGAUGUCCAGGAUGAGAGCGAUGAGGAGGAAAAAGAUGAGAAAGAGAAAGAACAGAGGGAAAGUGAAGAAGGAGGGGUGGAAAAAGUUGAGGUUAACAUGGAGAAGCCAGAACAAUUUGAAAGUGGUGCUCCAGUUGACUGUCCAUCCCCUUCAUCACCGAUACCCCGUCAGAUUGAUGAAGGUAAUCCUAUAGUCCUUUCCAAUCCCAACUGAAGCACCGAAGUGAUUAUGUCAAGUUUAGUUAAUAUGUUAGCUAGGUUGCAGGAAUUGGUCAUAUUUCUGACUUCAACUGGCCUGUUAGCUAGCGAAGAUAUACAUUUUUUCAAGAUGUUAGCUUCGAUAAUAGUGGUGUUGUUUUGAUAGAUGAUACUGUAAUGUUUUGUGUUCUCUCUAAACAAGAAGAGGAGGGUGCUGCUCUACAGAGGAAACGAUCCCUGUCUGGAGACUCAGAGGAUGGCGGCCAAAAGCAGGGAGAAAGAGAUGUGGAAGUGGUGGAGAGGCAUCACAAGAGGCCCAGAGUUGACUGUGAAGAGCUGGAGGCUCAUGUGGAACUGAAGAUCAGUGGGAGCGCUGAAAGGCAACACAAGCUGAAGAAGGUUGGUCCUCAAAUGAAAGAUGUUUUAUUUUAUUUUUUAUUUAAAGAAACCACAUCUCAGUUCCCAAAUUGUAGUCAUAUAUCCUGAGUUGCAUGGCAUAUUUUUGCUAUUUUAAGACCCUUUUCUGACAAGUAAUAUAUAUAUAUAUAUAUAUAUAUAUAUAUAUUUAUUUUAUGGUGCUACCUUCUUGUUUUUUGAGUGUUAUUUAUUUAAAAAAUCUCAGUUGGACUGGUUUCAAGUUUAAACAAAUAAAAUAACCUUCCAUCUUUAUUUUUCCUCACUUAAAAUCCCUCUCCCCUCCCUCUCCUCUGUAGGUGGUGCAGCAUCUUGUUGAGGAGCAGUUGCGUGUUCUGCAGCUCACACUGUUUGACAAGAGUCUUCAGGGGCUCAGAGACAGAGUGGACAAAAUAGAAAAACACCCGAGUGCCCUCAGCAGCCUGCAGGUUAGUUGUCAAAGGAUGGUAAAUAAAACACAAACAGGGUAAUCAAGGAUAAAGACAUUGGAAUGUAUUGCCCAUUAGACAAGCCAAUCCAUGCUCCACGUGUGCCCUUUCAGGCAAAGAUUGCCCGACUUUCCAAGAAAGUUGGAACUGCCAACCAGGCCAGGGAGAAUGCCAAGAAACCUCCAGAGGUGAGUGAAAAUGGAGGAAAUUGAUCUUUCAAUGAUGACUGUGAUUUCAGAGGGAACUUGCCUUUUUGAAAGGUUGAUGGUACCAUUGGAACUCCAUACAAAGUGCUCUUCCCUAUAUUCAUCAGGUACCGUUGCCGCCUACCUCUACCAAUGCCACAGCAACCACUUCAGCAGGAUCAGCAAUUCUCUGCCUGAGGUAAGUCAAUGGUUUGAAGUGUAGCAGCGUAUCCCAAAUAAUCAGAGGAAAGAAUUUUUCACCAGAGGGUAGCCCAAAGCAGUAGGUGCAUUGACAACUAAUAAUCAAUUUGUCAUUAAGAGUUAUCUGGGAUAAAAGUAAUUGAUUGGAUGCAUAGGGAUGUCAUACUGUAUCUCUCAGCAUCCACUUAUGUUUGUGUUCACCAUCAUUCUCCACUGAGCAACCUUUUGAUCAGCUUCCUGACUCCUCUGCCUGUACUCACUUUCCUCUCCUCUCCUUGUAAACAGAACAAUGGGGAACAACACACAGGAUCCAAUGCGUAAUGAUCAGAGCAGUCAAACCCCUACUCCUGUACGUAAUGAUCAGAGCAGUCAAACCCCCACUCCUGUACCCACAGGUAAGCAAGAGGGAGUUAGUCUGUUGGCAGGUUUCUCCUUAUAUUAAUCUAUGUGUUUUCUUUAACCACCUGAUAUUAUUAUGUAUUUUAUAUAGUCUAUCUUCAUUUUUUAAAUCUCAAUUUCUUUCUGUUCCACAAGCCCCCUUGCUACCUUCCCCCUCUUCCACAUCCUCAACUGGAUCUCAACCCACGUCCCAAACCUUGAAGCUGAGCACCUGUGUUACCCCAGCACCAGGCCAGUCUGCCUUCUCUCUCCAGCCAUUCCUCAUACAGCUGCCUGGAGGAGGGACAGCCAUCCUUACCAACCAAACCAACUCCCAGCUAACACCCACCGCUGCCUUCAUCCUGCAGAGGACUACUCCCUACACCCCUGCCGCUCCCAAGCCCCCCUCCGCAGCCACCCUCUUAUCUCAUUUCGCUGCCACACCCACAAAUACACCCACAACCAUGACUACACCCACUGACACACCAGCUGCCACAACCUCUCACAUGACCACAACCAUGGCCAUAACCACACCCAGGACCACAACAAUAACCACACCCAGGAUCAUAAUCACACCCAGGACCACAACCAUAACCACACCCAGGAUCAUGACCACAACCAUAACCACACCCAGGACCACAACCAUAACCACACCCAGGACCACAACCAAAACCACACCCAGGACCACAACCAUAACCACACCCAGGACCACAACCAUAACCACACCCAGGACCACAACCAUAACCACACCCAGGACCACAACCAUAACCACACCCAGGACCACAACCAUAACCACACCCAGGACCACAACCAUAACCACACCCAGGACCACAACCAUAACCACACCCAGGACCACAACCAUACCCACACCCAGGACCACACCCACACCCAGGACCACAACCACACCCACACCCAGGACCACAACCACACCCACACCCAGGACCACAACCAUAACCACACCGAGGACCACAACCAUAAACACACCCACAUGCAGGGCCACAACCACAACUAUGGCUACAACCACACUCUGUGCCACACCCAAUGAUGCCUACCCUGGAGCCAAUGGGACAGUCAGCAGGCCCAGCUCAGGCGUGUCUGUCUCCGUCUGUGAGUCCAUUCGGCUUGUGUCUGUGGCGAACUCCACUUCAACUACAUCCUUACCAAGAUUCUCAAUGCCAGCCACCACAGGCACUCAACCCUCUGUGCAACCAGCUGCCUCUGUGCAUCCAGCUGCCCCAGCGCAACUAGCUGCCCCUGUACCACAGGUGCCUGCGAAAACAGGUUAGCUUACAUCUCAGAUGUUUGGCUUGUCAUCUUGGAAGAGUAAAUGUAAAGAGUUUGUUUUUGUCCGGAUUCGGUGUCAUUCAAACUGAGAAGCUCUGUUUUCCUACACUCUCCUAUGUAGGAAGUCAAGCUACAAACCAUCCUUCAGACUCCACACAGGCAUCUCGCCCUGCCAAGUCCGAAGCAUUCAUAGACCUGACAGAGGAGGAGGAGGAGGAUGAUGAUGAUGAUGUUCAAGGUAAGAUUGAUAUUCCUUUCCUUCCUUCUUCCUUUUGGUGACCAGUAUUUAUGAUAUUAUAGGGGCCAGACAUGCAGUGGGUUGUACAUAGUGACUAGUGCACUACAUCUCCCUGAGUAGUCCCCAUGUGUUGUGUGCAGUUACUGGAGUGCUGAAGGCUCCGAUGGCUUUGAAGGCCUCAACAGCGUGUCAGCGAACCACAGCCACACAGCAAACAGCCACCUCCACUUCAGUUGGAACACAGGCCGGUAAGUGGAAUCUUGUGCCAACACUGUCUGUGGUUAUGUUGGCAGUAGAAUACCCAGAUUGUUUUUCUCUUUAGUUUAUUGCUGUGUUUCAGUGAGGUCAUCUCUUGGUCAGACUUCAGCCGUUGGAUCUCCACACACUGUUCAUCAUUGCCCCCUGCAGGUGAGACUACCAAAUGUUUGAAAGCGGAGCAACUUUGUCUUUCAAUACAUGGAAUACUGCAUGUUCCAGAAUUACGUUUGCCAAUUGGAAGACAAUUGUAUAUUGGCCUAUAAUCAACCAAAGAGAGUAAACAUAGCAAAUGAAUGUGAAAGGCUGAGUGAAAGUAGUACAAUUUUGUUAAAAUUCAUCUUUCAGGGCUCGCCAUCUAAAAGUGUUGCCUCAGCAACAACCACUUCUUCAUCUUCCACACCUUGCCUCCAGCCCUCUCCCCUUCCCCCUUUGCCUGUCCCACCUCAAACUAUCAGCCUGCCCCUAGAGGCAUCCAUCACCAGCCCUCCACAGCAGCCUCUGCUCAAAAUAACCCGGGUUCCGAGCCAGAAUGACGGCAUCGUGCUCUCCUGGUCUGUGACUGAGGUAGACCAGAGCUGUGCUGCCGUGGACAGCUACCACCUAUAUGCCUACCACCAGGACCCCUCUGGCCACGCCGCCCCCGGCACACCCCCCCUACUCUGGAAGAAGAUAGGGGAGGUGAAGGCCUUGGCUCUGCCCAUGGCCUGUACACUCACACAGUUUGUCUCUGGCUCCAAGUACUACUUUGCAGUCCGUGCCAGGGAUGUGUAUGGCCGCUUUGGACCAUUCUGUGUGCCUCAGUGCACUGACGUCUUAACGUCCCCUUCACCGAAAGCUCCAAUUUAA